This is a messenger RNA of Vicia villosa (hairy vetch), 1066 nucleotides long. Its product is annotated as calcineurin B-like protein 7. The transcript has 9 exons. NCBI's taxonomy places the organism in Eukaryota, Viridiplantae, Streptophyta, Magnoliopsida, Fabales, Fabaceae. Gene Ontology annotation, molecular function: kinase binding; calcium ion binding. Gene Ontology annotation, biological process: calcium-mediated signaling. Bases 174 to 818 code for a protein of 214 amino acids. The record is from RefSeq and is a predicted model, not a curated record.
GUAUAAGUCUGUUUGUUUAAUUUAAUGGAUUAAUGGAUACAAAUAGCUUUUGAGUAUAGCUAGAAGGCAACUUUGAAUUCAAUUAAACAUAUAAAUGUAAAAAGAAGUAGUCAGUCACAACUUCUCCACAUUUUCUAUCCAAUUGUCUUGGAAGUAGUUCAACUGAUUAUUGUAUGUCCAUUUCCAUGAGUUGUUUUUGCCUUACCAGAAGUAGAUCAAAAGUUAAGCACGAACAAUCUUCCAUACUUGCUUCCGAGACAUCAUUUACUGUGAAUGAGGUUGAGGCUUUAUUUGACUUGUUUAAGAAACUAAGCAGUUCAAUUAUUGAUGAUGGCUGCAUUCACAAGGAGGAGUUCCAACUUGCACUUUUUAGAAAUAGUAGCAAGCAAAAUCUACUUGCAAGCAGGGUAUUUGAUAUGUUUGAUAUUAAGCGUAAUGGAGUUAUCGAAUUUGGUGAAUUCGUUCGUUCCCUAAGCAUCUUUCAUCCACGGGCAUCCGAGGACAAGAAAAUUGAAUUCGCGUUUAAACUGUUUGAUCUUCGAAAUACCGGAUACAUUCAACAUAGUGAGUUAAGGGAGAUGGUAUUGGCUACUUUGAAUGAAUCAGAAGUUACCGUUUCAGAUGAUAUUGUUGAAUCCAUCGUGGAAAAGACAAUGAUGGAGGUUGAUUCAAAAGGAGACGGGAAGAUUGAUAUGGAAGAGUGGAAAGAAUACGCGGCAAAAAAUCCUUCUCUUCUUAAGAUCAUGACUCUGCCAUAUCUAAAGGAUAUAACUAUGGCAUUUCCAAGCUUCGUUUUGCACACCGAAGUGGAAGACUAGCUGCAAACAAUUGAAGACGAAUGCACGCCAAAAGGAUUGCAUCUAUAGAAUAGAAUGUAUUGUAAUUGUGUAUAAGUAUAAUCAUGUGUUGAAAACACCAUUUUGUAUAAUCAUGUGUUGAAAGCACCAUUAAGUAUUAACUUUAAAGGACUAACAAGCAUCAAUUUCAUUUGCAUCAGCAUAGAAUGAUUUUAUUGGAACAUAAGAAAUGGAAUCAGAUUCGGUCCGAAUGUACGAGGUGUCGAUAG